UAUCAAAUAUGCGAUCAUGUAUGAAAUUAGCGAGUCAGACAGGACGUGAACACGCGCGCGAGAAGGAAUGUCGGACAUUUGAACGAACUGUCAUUGUGAUUUUAGACAUCGCGUAAUCUCGCAAUUACGUCCGCGAUCGUGAGGGACGGGAGGGGACACGCGUCUCAAGAGCUAGAGAUAUGUAAGGUUAUUCGAUUUUCUCGAACUAAUCGCGUUCCUGAACAGACGGAAUCCAGAGGGGGAAAAAAAUGUCGUUGCCGCGUCGAAAUGUUAUUCGAAAUCGGCGCGAGCUCUGAACCAUCGGCAGCACGUCCUUUGACGAUGCCGAGCGAAAGAAACGAAAAGUGAAGAUGUCACCGUUUCGCAGGAAAAAGUCGGGAAGGUCCUUCCCCGUGAAGGUCUGCACCCUGGACGCGGAGCUCGAAUUCAAUCUGGAGUGGAGAUCGACUGGCAGGGACCUGUUCGACCUGGUGUGCCGUACGAUAGGAUUGAGGGAAACGUGGUACUUCGGGCUCCAGUACGAAGACUCGAAGGGUUUUAUCUCUUGGCUAAAAUUAGAUAAGAAAGUACAGGAUCAGGGCAUUUCCCAGCAACCAACAACACCGUUCAUGUUCCUGGCGAAAUUUUAUCCUGAGGACGUGGCCGAAGAACUCGUGCAAGAGGUCACUCAACAUUUGUUCUUCUUACAAGUGAAGCAGGCUAUACUAUCUAUGGACAUUUAUUGCCCACCCGAAGCUUCCGUGUUGCUUGCUUCCUAUGCUGUCCAAGCAAAGUAUGGAGAUUACGAUGAAGUUUUAUAUCGUCCUGGAAUGCUUGCCAGCGAAGAUUUGCUUCCGCAGAGAGUCAUAGAUCAAUAUCAAAUGACACCAGAAAUGUGGGAAGAUAGGAUAAAGAUUUGGUAUGCCGAUCAUCGUGGCAUGUCUCGAGACGAAGCAGAAAUGGAAUAUCUUAAGAUUACUCAAGAUCUCGAUAUGUAUGGUGUAAACUAUUUUCCUAUUAGUAAUAAGAAGGAAACGGAUCUUUGGCUUGGAGUAACAGCACUGGGACUCAAUAUCUAUGAAAAGGAAAAUAAACUAGCUCCGAAGACUACGUUCCAAUGGUCGGAAAUCCGUCACAUUAGCUUCGACGACAAGAAGUUUGUAAUCAAAACCGUGGAGAAAACAUCACCAAACUUCGUGUUCUUCUCGCAGAAAGUUCGCAUGAAUAAAUUGGUAAAGAAACAGUCAGAUGUUGCCAGCUGGGUGAAGAAUUUGAUAGCUUUAGGGUUGGAUGAACAUAAUAGUGACAAAGCUGCUCACAUAUUAUUUGUUAAGAUCCUGGACCUGUGUAUUGGCAACCACGAUUUGUACAUGAGGAGGCGCAAACCGGACUCCAUGGAGGUUCAACAGAUGAAGGCACAGGCCAAGGAAGAAAAAUCCAGGAGACAAAUUGAGAGAAAUAAAUUAGCACGAGAAAAACAAUUGAGAGAAGCAGCAGAGAGGGAAAAGGCUGCAAUGGAGCAUCGACUUUUACAGUACCAGGAGGAAAUACGACUUGCAAAUGAAGCUCUUAGAAGAUCGGAAGAGACAGCAGAUCUUUUAGCUGAGAAAAGUCGCGUAGCUGAAGAAGAAGCGAUGCUUUUAAGUCAAAAAGCAUUGGAAGCCGAACAAGAGAUUACGCGCAUACGGCUAAAUAAUAUGAAGACUGAAGAAGAGAAGGUUCACUUAGAACGAAAGACUAGAGAAGCUGAAUUAUUAACGGAAAGAUUAGUCCAGGAAUCGGAACGCAGAGCUGCUGAGGCAGAAAGGUUAAAGGAUGAGCUGUUACGCGCAAGAGUCGCCGAGAAAGAAGCUAAAGAAAAGCUGUUAGAGUUUCUCAGUAGAAAUGCCUAUAUACCCACUACCAUAACUCCUGUGCCAAAUCUAUUUCCCUCGACGCAAGUACUUCCAUCAGAUCUACAGGCGGAUCUUCAAACUCUGCAAUUGGAUGCAGAACCUCUGCCACCUGAUUUAACAUCUUAUGAUCUUAUUGGUGAUGGAGAUGUCGAUCAACUUUCGUUAGAAAUUGAAAAAGAAAGGACUGAAUAUUGGGAGAAAAGUAAAAACUUACAGGAACAGCUGCGAGACUUACGUACUGAAAUUGAAGUUUUAAAGGUCGGUGAGAAGCAGUGUGAAUUAGAUCAAUUGCACGAGGAGCAAGUUCGACUUGGUGAAAAUAAGUACAGUACGCUAAAAAAGGUGAAAUCCGGAUCCACUAAAGCUAGAGUCGCUUUUUUUGAAGAAUUAUAGUUUUUAAAAAACAGAUGUUGAUAGACAUCCAUUGAAUGUAUGAUGCUAGUAAUUGAAUUUUUUUUAAAUGAUCAUAUAUAAUAUUCAAAAAUAUGCUAUAUCACAAAGUGUUUCAUCAUCAUUGCAUUGAAUUAUACUACCACAUUUUUCAAUGAAUUUAAAAUGUUUAACAAAUAUUUAG
Camponotus floridanus (Florida carpenter ant) is the source of this 2448-nucleotide messenger RNA. It is a transcript of the gene Mer, whose product is annotated as merlin. Gene Ontology annotation, cellular component: filopodium; cytoskeleton; plasma membrane. Gene Ontology annotation, molecular function: actin binding; cell adhesion molecule binding. NCBI's taxonomy places the organism in Eukaryota, Metazoa, Arthropoda, Insecta, Hymenoptera, Formicidae. Gene Ontology annotation, biological process: regulation of organelle assembly; positive regulation of early endosome to late endosome transport; positive regulation of protein localization to early endosome. The coding region runs from base 351 to 2267 and encodes 638 amino acids. The record is from RefSeq and is a predicted model, not a curated record. The transcript is spliced from 8 exons.